This is a messenger RNA of Symbiodinium sp. CCMP2592, 948 nucleotides long. The record is from the annotation of a GenBank genome assembly. Lineage: Eukaryota; Dinophyceae; Suessiales; Symbiodiniaceae.
AUGACCAAGGACAUCAGCCUCAAGGCGGCAUGCGCCGACUCUUUCUACUAUCCGCAGGAAUGGAAACCGUCGAGAGGUUCUUUGGAUCACUUCCAGCGGAAGCGAGGCUUCGAGCAUCACUUCGGCAAGGAGCGAACGAAGAACCUCAGCAAAGGAGUGCUACUUAUUCGCUUCGAGAUGCCUUUUACAGUUCAAUGUUUGAGGUGUGGCCAGUACAUUGGCCAGGGCACGCGAUACAACGCGGACAAGAAGAAGGUCGGAAUGUAUUUCUCAACACCGCUUUACGAGUUCUCCAUGCAUUGCGGCAACAUCGUCAGCCCCGAACGGUCGGCAAAUGGGCGAGCACACUGCAACCAACGGCUAGUCAUCCGUACCGAUCCCAAGAACGACGAUUACGAGUUAGCAGAGGGGCUUCGUCGAAAAAUCGAAGCUUGGGAUAGCAAGGACUCCGAGACAUUGGAGCUAGUGGAUCCAGAAACUCGGAGACAAAUGGAAGCUGACCCUAUGUUCCGAGUGGAGAAGACGAUCCGAGACAUGCAGAAGGAGCGAAACGACAAGGCGCGCUUGUCGGACCUUCAGGACCUCCAAGACGACCGCGAGGAUUCGUACGGAUGGAACAGCGUUUUGCGGAAAGCACAUCGAAUUCGACGGAAGGAGGAACAAAGGCUAGAGGAGGUAGAGCGGCUCGCUGGCAAGCCGAACUUUGGAGUGCCACUGGCUCCUAGCUCCGAUGAUGACCGCCUUCAGGCGAAAGCCGUGGCGUACAGGACGGAUCACGACAAGAUCGAGGUCUCAGCCAGGAGAAGUUGCCUCAUGGCCAAACCCGUCUUAGAGCAGGGUUUCCACAAGAAAGCACUGCGUGUGGCCACGCUGGUGGGAAAAAGGAAGCGGUUGCAGCAAAGCUCCCGAAUGGCCGAGCGCCACCAAAAGCGGGCGCAGACGCCCUGA